UUUGGUUCUUUACUGCUUUUGGAGAAUUGAGGUAAAGAUAUACUCAAGUAUCUGCAACUAGUUGCAGUUGACUUCUAAAUCUGUUUUGGCUAAGAACAUAAUUGCUUGCCUGGCAUCAAAAGUUGAAGAGUUGACCUUUAACAAGCAAAAGGAACAGAUAUAAUCAUUGUUUUGAUUGUUUGACACUAAUUCAAGAUUAAUUGAAGCCAAAUGGCUCAGAUCUAGCUCUUAGUCUUUUCCGUUGGGCAACAUAGAUAUAAAUGAGUUACAGAAUUUAGAAAUGCUAGAUUUCAAUGUGCCAAGUUUCAUUAUAGUUUUAGUUUUCAUGUUGUCACUUGACAUAUGCCAUGCUGAUAGCAAUGUGAAUUCUGGUUGGCAGUGUUCAGAAGCUGAUAAUUCUACAUCUGAAAAAUCAUUCAUGAUCAAUCUUGGCAACCUACUGAAUAUACUAACUGAAAAUGGGCCUCUCCGCAACGGCUUCUUUAAAACCACAGUAGGAAGGAGAUCAGGGAAGAUUUAUGGUCUAGUGCAAUGCAGAGGGGAUGUUUCUGCAGAAAACUGUGCCAAUUGUACAAGGGAAUCUGUUGCAGUAGCCUUACAUAAUUGCUCAAAGAGCAAAAAGGUUCAGGUUUGGUUCACAUGGUGCUUUCUUCGCUAUUCAAAUGAGCAUUUUUUUGGUGUUUGGGAUCAAUCUUCGAUGGCAAGAGUCAAUGACACCAAUUUUGAUGAUGUUUCUGUUGUCUCCAAAGGACUCAUCUUUAUGAGAGAAGUUGCAAUAACAGCACCAAAGCAGCCUUUGAUGUUUCACACUGCAGUGUUGGAUGCUGGGCAAUUUGGGAAGAGGUAUGGCAUGGCUCAAUGUACCAGAGAUAUUAUUAGAACUGACUGCAGCAAGUGCUUGGAUACUCAGCUAGUGACAUUUAGAACCACGAUUGGAAAUAAGAGAGGAUGGGAGGUUUACGGGUCCAGUUGUAGCAUGUGGUACCAUGAUUACCAGUUUUUUUCCAACAUUUCCAUCCCUACAAAUGAUGGUGCUAGGAGAGUCUCCUUGCAAGGAGUUGCAAUUGGCAUAUCAAUGGCAGUCCCAUUGUUUUUAAUUUUGCCAUAACCAUUCAUUGGCUAUUCAAUUAUGCUAUUUUGAAGGUCAAAACCAAGGUCUGUAACCAACAAAUUUUCAUCAUAUAGUAAUUUCUAUCCAUGCAGAAAGGUUCACUAAUACCAGCUGUACAUAAUGUAAAGCCAACUUUCCUGAAUCUGGCAAUUUCUCUUGUUAUUGAUUUUUUUUAGGCUUUUAAUCCUUUUCUUUGGCACUGGUUCUUAAUUUUUGAGCUAUUCCUGACAAAUAUGUCAGUAGAAAGUACCUUCGUCCUUCUCACAGAUAGAUAUGGGAAGCCUGAGCUAUGCAGAAGUCAGCGAGGACCUGAUCAAAGGGAAAUUUGAUAGACAAUAGCCUUUUUUGAAGAAGAAAAAGAGGGUAAAACCAAUCCGUGACACGAGAACAAAAACGAAGAGUGAUAAAUAUGGCUGAGGAAGAGGCUUGACAAGUCUCAGAUGAAGUGCUAGAAUGAAGAGUUGGUAUUGCAGAAUAAAGAAGAAAUGAAGAAUGGGAGCCCCAAGGACCCAGUUGUAGUGCAUUGUACAGUUUAUCUGGUGCUUUUUCUAUGCCCUGGCAAAUCAGAGUCACAACUCAUGAGUGGUGGGUGAGUCACCUAUAAAGUCCUUGAUGAUUGCUGUUAGUUUCCAACAUAAGGUUUUUUCAAUUUACGAAUGGUUAAUUUUGCUCGAGAUUAUUUACCACAUACAUGGUAAUUGG
Messenger RNA from Durio zibethinus, 1813 nucleotides. RefSeq names its product antimicrobial ginkbilobin-2-like protein. The record is from RefSeq and is a predicted model, not a curated record. NCBI's taxonomy places the organism in Eukaryota, Viridiplantae, Streptophyta, Magnoliopsida, Malvales, Malvaceae.